AUGGAUGCUGUCCUACAGAUCUUCAAGCGAAGCAUCUGUCCAGGCACCCCAUUCUUCGAAUCGCUAGCUAAGAAGCCUCCUACGACGAUGAACGACUUGUUCCGGCGCGCAAGCAAAUACUCAAUGCUCGAAGAUGACGUGCGAGCAACCACCCAACAAAUCUUGGUUGCCGGACAAGCAUCCAGAAGUGAUGUGGAAAGAAGUGCCAAACUUCCGGACCAGCCAAGGAUUCCAGCCGCCCCCAAAGCCAUUAUAAACUAUAUCCACGGAGGACCAUUGGAUGAGGAAUACGACUCCAAACGAAAUAGACAGAGGCUGUUGCAGGCAGCAUCGGUGCGUGAGCAUGUCAACUCCAUACGGCCUGGGAUAACUGGGGGAGGCCCUCACCCCAUAGAUGGGACAAUCAUUUUCCCCCCAGUAAACCCCACACGGAUAUUACAACCGCACCACGACGCCCUCAUCCUGUCCCUGGAGAUCGGAGACUUCAACGUGAGACGCAUCCUAGUCGACCCGGGCAACUCGGCCGAUCUUUUACAAGCAUCGAUAAUUAGCCAAAUGGGACGCAAUCUAACAGGCCUCGAAAACCCUGGGCGAAUUUUGUCCGGAUUCAACGGAGCGACAACUACCUCAUUGGGAGAUAUUGUACUGCCGGUCCAAGCUGGCCCAGUCACUCUCAACGUACAAUUUUCGGUGGUACAAGAUUUAUCACCCUUCAAUGUCAUAUUGGGGCGCACAUGGCUGCACUACAUGAAAGUCAUCCCCUCUACGUAUCAUCAAAUGGUAAGCUUUCUUACCAAGGAUGGGCAAAUUGACCUAUACGGCAACCAGUUAGCCGUUCGCCAAUGCUAUCAGAUAGCACAAGAAGUAAGGACCAUUCAGGAGGAUAAACUCCUCCCUGAGUCCACCCAUGCACUUGACCAAUAA
This is a messenger RNA of Vitis riparia (riverbank grape), 924 nucleotides long. RefSeq lists its product as uncharacterized. The transcript is spliced from 2 exons. NCBI's taxonomy places the organism in Eukaryota, Viridiplantae, Streptophyta, Magnoliopsida, Vitales, Vitaceae. Bases 1 to 924 code for a protein of 307 amino acids. The record is from RefSeq and is a predicted model, not a curated record.